Molecule: messenger RNA, 1722 nt
Organism: Aspergillus puulaauensis
Lineage: Eukaryota; Fungi; Ascomycota; Eurotiomycetes; Eurotiales; Aspergillaceae
Exons: 5
Coding region: 1-1722 (573 amino acids)
Biological process (GO): fatty acid metabolic process
Molecular function (GO): medium-chain fatty acid-CoA ligase activity
Source: RefSeq, a predicted model, not a curated record
AUGUCCUCCCAGCUCUCUCUCGUCCACGGGCCUAAAGAACCCGCCCUCUGGCUCGACAAGACGCUAUGCGCCGUCAUUGACCAGCAGGAAUCAUCUUUUCCCGAUCGCACGGCUUUAAUUGUGCCAUGGGAAUCUACUCGUCUUACCUAUCGCCAGCUCGCUGACCGCAGCCGGGUGGUCGCAAAGGCGCUGCUCGGGGCGGGACUGCGACACGGCGACUGUAUAGGGAUCAUGGAUGGCAACAGCUACGAGUACAUCGAGGUCUUUCUUGGUGCAGCUCGAAUUGGGUGUCCUGUUGUUGUCUUGAAUAACACAUAUACCCCGGAUGAGCUGAGGAAUGCAGUCUAUCGCAGCUCCUGCAAGAUCGUGUUUAUAGCACCGAACAUUGGAACGCGCAGCCUGGCGGAUCACGUUGAGAAUCUCCAGGCAACGAAUGGAAAGAAUUAUGAAUUGUCAGAGCUGCAGCAGGUCAUUCUGUUCAGGGCUGACAUGCCCUCGGCCAACAAUAUGCUGGACACAUACAGCAACUUUCUCCGCAAGCAACGUGCAGCAUCUGUAGACAGCGAACUGGCACAGGCAGAGGCGAAGCUCGCCCCUGAGGACGUUCUCAAUCUGCAGUUUACAUCUGGAACCACUGGCUCGCCAAAGGCAGCGAUGUUGACAAACAUUAACAUCGUCAACAACGCACGCUUCGUCGGAAACGCAAUGCGCCUUACACCCUCCGACGUGGUCUGCUGCGGGCCACCGCUAUUCCACUGCUUCGGCCUUGUAAUGGGAUUCCUCGCCUCAUUCUGCUACGGCGCAUCCAUCAUCUUCCCGUCUGACCACUUCCGCGCCAACUGCGUCGUCGACGCUCUCAUGGCCGAGGAUGCGACCGUCCUCCUGGGCGUCCCGACAAUGUUCAUAUCGGAGCUGGAGAUCCUCGCAAAGACAGGCCAGAAGCCGCGUCGGCUGCGCACCGGGCUGGCCUCGGGCUCGGCGGUAUCUCAGACGCUGAUGAAUGAGAUCCGGGCGCGCAUGGGCGUGGAUAAGAUGCUGAUUGCGUACGGGAUGACAGAGACCAGUCCGGUUAAUUUCAUUACAUCGCUGGAUGACCCUGAAGACAAGCGGAUUUCUACAAUCGGGCGGGUCAUGCCGCAUACGCUGGCAAAGGUGGUGGACAAGCACGGGAAGAUUCUUCCUCGGGGGCACAGAGGGGAGCUGCUUGUCGGUGGAUAUGCACUGCAGAAAGGGUACUGGAAGAACGAGGAAAAGACGCGCGAGGUCAUGAAGCUCGAUGCAGAUGGAGUCCUCUGGAUGCAUACAGGCGACGAGGUGAUGAUUGAUGAGCAGGGAUAUGGGCAUAUCACCGGGCGUAUCAAGGACCUCAUUAUCCGGGGAGGAGAAAACAUAUUCCCCCGGGAGAUCGAGGACCGACUGGUGGCGCAUUCCUCGAUCAGCGAAUCCAGCGUGGUGGGCAUCAAGGACGAGAGGUACGGCGAGGUUGUGGGCUGCUUCUUAAAGGCAACUCCGGGCUGCCAGAGAGUGCUCGACAAAGAGAUCCAGCUGUGGGUUGAGAGCACCCUGGGCAGGCAUAAAGCACCGCAGCAUGUCUUCUGGAUUGGCGACGCUGCAGUGGGCAACGACUUCCCCAAGACUGGCAGUGGGAAGCACCAGAAACACCUGCUCAGAGACACGGGCAACCGUCUGGUGGCACAGCAGAAGCCCCGUGCGCGUCUAUAG